This is a messenger RNA of Anopheles stephensi (Asian malaria mosquito), 3377 nucleotides long. RefSeq lists its product as uncharacterized. The transcript is spliced from 4 exons. Gene Ontology annotation, biological process: phospholipid metabolic process; arachidonate secretion. NCBI's taxonomy places the organism in Eukaryota, Metazoa, Arthropoda, Insecta, Diptera, Culicidae. The record is from RefSeq and is a predicted model, not a curated record. Bases 1032 to 2558 code for a protein of 508 amino acids.
UGAUGGGCCGGGCUCGUGGUGGAUCCCUAACGUUGCGGUAUCCUAGGGCUAGUGUAGUCGCUCAGUAGGUCAGACAGGCGGGCAACUCGGAUGCGUAAGGGUCUGCGCACAUAUUUCUACCGAAAAUGCAAAGCUUUUUUCACUGAGGCGUGCACUUUUCACACCACCGCACGCUCUGGAGCACGCGGCUCACAGUGGUCAGUUACGUUUUUGUUUGGUUCGGUAGCGGUUGUACGAGGCUAGUGUUGUUGUGGUGGCCUGUUGUAUAGUGAACGUCAUCAGUGUGGCGCUUUGCUUCAGUCAGAACGCAGUCAACAGUGGUCGUUAAGUUGUUGCUGAACGUAGUGCGCCCAUCUUCAAGACGUCUGGCCAGCCGCUUCAAGAAUCUCCGUGACAGGUGGUUACUACAUUUGCAAAACAAGCAACAAAAAAACGUACCACUAGCCAACAAUCAACCUCAGUGUCAAAAAAAAAGAUUGCUUAUGGCGGCAAAGAAAACGGAAACCACCAUCAACUAGAACCAUUGCGUUAAAGCCGCUGUUUUGGACAAGUUAGUGUCUCGCUAGGAAAGUGUUUUGUUGAGUUUUGGAGGAUGUGUGCACCUUUUCCGGUUUAUGCGGCUGGUUUUAAACGUGCUCGAGCUUGAUAUGUGUUGAUGGGCAGCCAUGUCAACGAUGGAAUGGUGUGAUUGGCAAAUGAGGGUAUCCCUCCACUAAGAUGUGCUACACACCAUCGUGAUCCAUUCAUUCGUUUACCCAUCACUUCCUUCGCUUAAUUCUGCAAAGCUUUUGCAGCCUCUGACGUCGGCGGAAACAAAAAGACGAAGCGGAGGCACGCGCCUAUCGCUUCUCGCAACUCAUGGCUGUGUGUGCAAGUGCACUGCAAUUAACCACCUGGUGAUCACCGAGGAUUGAGCGUGCGAGAAUGAGAAUAAAGCGCAACGAUCCCUCGUACGUUCUGUUGUUGUUUGCAAACUCUUGCCCCGUUCCAACAGUCGACGACAGUGUUGCUGGGUUCUCAAUUCGAUCGCGAUGUGCGGUAUGUUGUCGAAGUCCCUAGGACUGCGCUUACUGUUGUGUGCUUUGACGGUGGUUCUUGCCAAUGACCCACCUGUAGACGGUGUAACGUUCAAUGAUUCUGUGUCGGAAGCAAGUACCGGAUCGCGAGAUGCAAGAUUUCUGGCGUUCGGUGAGGGGCUUGGUAGCGAGGAGUUUAGUCUCUAUCCUGUGCAGUGGAACGAUGAUGGAAAGACUACUGAUAGAUACGAUGAUGGUGGUGAGCUAGUGCGGCUUGUGGAAGGUGGUUCGGAUUUGAAUCCAGACCCUUAUGAAGUGAUAGAGGUGAAACCCUUCGGUUACGGACGCUAUGGAACCACUACGAGCAAGUACAUAGAUGCAAGUGCUUACCAGAAGUUAACUAGCGGUGACAUCCCGCGCACACCGUUGGACACCACCUUCCACUUCGCUUCUAACAGUGAACUAGGUGACAGCUUCUAUCCGACCGCGGCGGCCCUCCAGUCGCAAGAUGAACCGGUAGUGAUGGCGAAGACACCGUCUUUGUCACGUGUUUCAGAGUUCGUUCGUAGUAUGCUGCAGCGAUUUGGCGUGUAUCAGUACAUUGAGGCGUACCAGAGCAAGAGCAGCAGCAGUAGCAGUAGUAGCAGUAGCAGUGAGAGUUCCACCCCUGGCACAUCCGGUCUCUCAUUGCAUUUGCAACGAAUCAUACCACACCGGUUUCGGCCCCACUUUGUCAACACAGCCAAGGGUCUACGUAACAUUCCGGCACAGCUCAACGACGGUCAGUUGCAACCGGCCCCAGAACAUAUUGCAGAUGGAUUAGACCAAACACAAAACACCGGAGGACUAUCGGGACAGAACACUGGAAGUAGUAGCAGUAGUAGUAGUGGCACUGGCACUAGUAAAACACCCGGAACGUCCGGCGGAAGUUCCGGUACGAUCAGUUCACUAUUCAACACCUUCAAGCGGAAAGUCAAAGCCAUAUAUCCGGGAACCGUUUGGUGCGGAGACGGCAACCAAGCAAAGAGUGAGAACGAUAUUGGGUUUUUCUAUCUGACUGACAGCUGCUGUCGAGCCCACGAUCUCUGUCCCAUCACCAUUGCGGCAGGCGAACAGUUUAACCGGCUGAAAAACAAUGGCUACUUUACUCGAUCGCACUGUGAUUGUGAUAAACAAUUUUAUAACUGUCUGAAGAACGCCAACACCCUCGUUUCGCGGCAGAUCGGCUACACGUACUUCAAUCUCCUGAAACCACAAUGCUUCCGCUUCGAGCAUCCCAAGCUGAACUGCACCAAAAGGUACCCUGUCGUGCGUUGUGCGUCAAAGUUCUCGACGAACAAUUUGUGUAGCUUAAACAUCUUAUUUUGCUUACAUAUUUCGAUCUUUUUCUUCCCUUCCCUUAAACCCUUUUUUCAUCGCACAGAAGUAAAGGCAAGUGCUUAUCGUAUGUCGUGGACGAAAAGCAGAGCAAGCAGUGGCAGUGGUUCGAUAAUCUCAUAUAUUAACCUUCUUUUUUGCAUACGGAAUGCAUUAAUUUGGUAAAAUAUGGAUCCCAAGCGUACUGUGUUUCACGACACCCUACGCAGUCUGACGAAAGAGGUUUAAGUACGUUACAACCAUUUCACCCCAUUUCCUGCCCCAUCCAUAACGUCCCCCAAACCGAUCGCGAUGUUGUGGAGUGGUCUAUUUUAAAAGUUAACGUUACCAAAAUCGUUUUCAUUAAGGGCAACCAUGUUACGUAGACGAGUCGUUCACCGUACCGUGUCGAGUAAGCUAGAUGUAAAGCGCGACCGGCUUACAACAUACACUAAGCAAAGCGCAUAACUACAGCGUGAAGGGAAGUGGUGUAAACAUCGUUUUUCGCGAAAAUAAACGUCCCUUGGGCACGCGCAUAGUUCACUAUUCAAUUUAAAAUCAAUAAAACUGAUUGGCUGGCUCAGGAAGUAGAAUAAUUAGUUAUUUCGGCUUACUAAGCUUACUCUCAUGCAUCAAAUGCAUGAACAACAAUAACAAAAAACAAAGGAAAUUGAUUAGUUAAUUGAGUUAUUUAGGGGAAGAAACCGAACAUUUAAGAGAGAACAAGGAACGUUAAAAGCAACACCCUAAUCGUACUAAUAUCGCCAUAAAAUCACGCUUGUAAUAGUAAUUCAUCUAAUGUAAGUUUUCACAGUAAAAUAAAGCAAAAAAAAGAUUAUUCUUUUAUUGACACUCUCUAAGCAAUAGAAAGAAGCCUGAUUACGAUUUAGUUUUACCAUGAUACAGAAAAAAUUUUUUCCUCAUUAUAAAUUAAACUUCACAAUAAUUGUGGUUAGUUUAUCUGAAUGAUUUUACCCCAAAAAAAAAACAAUAAAAUAAUAAAAA